CCCGGCGUGGAUGGAGAUGCAGCGGCUAGUGGGGGGCUGGGUCCGGAUGCAGGCGCGGGUGCACCUCUCGGCCUCGUCGGGGCACUGAGAUGAAGGUCUGGCCCCCUGAGCAAGGGAAUGGAGUUGGCGAUUCAGACGAUGCUGCGGUGGAGACAGCUGAGGAAGCAAAGGAGCCCGCCGAAGCUGACAUCAAUGAGCUCUGCCGAGACAUGUUCUCCAAAAUGGCCACAUACUUGACUGGGGAGCUGACAGCCACCAGUGAAGACUAUAAACUCCUGGAAAAUAUGAAUAAGCUAACAAGCUUGAAGUACCUUGAAAUGAAAGAUAUUGCUAUAAACAUCAGCAGAAACCUAAAGGACUUAAACCAGAAAUAUGCCGGACUACAGCCGUAUCUGGAUCAGAUCACUGUGAUUGAGGAGCAGGUGGCAGCUCUGGAGCAGGCAGCCUACAAGUUGGAUGCUUAUUCAAAAAAACUGGAAGCCAAGUACAAGAAGUUGGAGAAGCGAUGAAAAAUGUGGUCAUGUGGAUCAGGUGGUUUGUUUUUUUAAUAUGGAAGAAUGUCUUAUAACCACUAAAUCCUGAGGCUGAUGAAUCACCACAGCUCCUCAAAAGAAAUCUGUGCUGGUGAAUCCCAAAGCCAUGCGAUGCUGGAUGAACUGGAGGGCUGUGGCCGCUCCCGGGUCUCCUCCGAGGCGGCACCUCACAAGCUCAGACCUGGAACUCCUCCUCCUCCUCAGCUUUGACUUGAAUGCUUCAUCAUCCGUUCCUUCGAGAGGGAGACUCUAGAGUUGAGGGUGUCCUGGGCUUGCCAGCAGUCAAGUGAGAGCGCUUUCCCUGGUAGUGGUCAGUUAGCAUAUUGUUUUCUCAAUGGCUGGGGUGUUUUGUUUUUUAUUGAUGAUGCUAAUGUAUUGUUAAUAAGAUUCUAAAUUAAAAAGGAAAACAAAACAAAU
This is a messenger RNA of Peromyscus leucopus (white-footed mouse), 950 nucleotides long. It is a transcript of the gene Bloc1s2, whose product is annotated as biogenesis of lysosomal organelles complex 1 subunit 2. The record is from RefSeq and is a predicted model, not a curated record. Lineage: Eukaryota; Metazoa; Chordata; Mammalia; Rodentia; Cricetidae. Gene Ontology annotation, biological process: lysosome localization; endosomal transport. Gene Ontology annotation, cellular component: BLOC-1 complex; gamma-tubulin complex; BORC complex. Gene Ontology annotation, molecular function: gamma-tubulin binding. The transcript has 5 exons. Bases 90 to 509 code for a protein of 139 amino acids.